This is a messenger RNA of Cetraspora pellucida, 1612 nucleotides long. NCBI's taxonomy places the organism in Eukaryota, Fungi, Glomeromycota, Glomeromycetes, Diversisporales, Gigasporaceae. The record is from the annotation of a GenBank genome assembly.
AUGCAAUUGUUUCUUGUUGCCACUUUAAUUUUAAAUAUUGUGAGUAUAGAAUAUACUCAAUCUUCCUCACUUCAACAAACAUCUAUCAAUCAGUUUCGUGCAAAUGAAAUCAAAAAUGCAUUCAUAUAUGCAUUUAAAGGAUACAAAAAAUACGCUUGGGGGCAUGAUGAGCUUCAACCAGUUACAAAUACUAAAAGUGAUAACUAUAAUGGAUGGGGUGUAACAAUCAUCGAUUCGUUGGAUACUAUGAUCAUUAUGGGAAUUAACUAUAAUGAUUCUAGAGAGUUUAUAAAGAAUUUGGAAUUUACUCCAAAAGGUCGUGGCGGCUCGACGAAAAUCAAGCUUUUCGAAACCGUUAUUCGAUAUUUAGGAGGGUUACUUUCUGCAUAUGAAUUGACAAAAGAUGAGCUCUUUCUAAACAAAUCCAUAAAACUUGGCAAUGUUUUAUUACCUGCAUUCGACACACCCACAGGAAUACCAACAGAAAUGGUGGAUUUGGUGAAAAAAAAAGGCGUACCUGGUGUGUCAAUUCUUGCAGAAAUUGGAACAUUACAACUUGAAUUCAGGAGAUUAAGCGAGUUGAGCAAAAAUCCCAUAUAUUUGAAAAAGGCUCAGAAAGUAAUUGAUAUUCUUCAAAGAAAAAAAACUGAACUACCUGGACUUUAUCCUGUUUUUAUAAAUCCAUCUACUGGAAAUUUUGCAACAAGUAAAACUUCUCAAUAUAUUGAUAUGUGGAUAUCAGCGGUAAAGACAACUAUAGAAAAAUUAGUUUAUACUGCAAAAAACUUUCCACAUCUCACUUAUUUGGCUCAAUGGAAAAAUGGAAAACCAUACUUCGAAAUGGGCCAUUUGACAUGUUUUGCUGGAGGAAAUUUUCUUCUGGCUGGAAAAUUCCUCAAUAACACUUCUCUGAUUAAUCUUGGUCGUAAAGUAACCGCUACAUGCUAUAAUACUUACAUUGGAACUAAUACUAUGAUUGGGCCUGAAGUAUUUGGUUGGAUUUCACCGAAUGGUGUUACUAGCAGGAAGGUUGAUCGGAAGCAAAAAGCAAUGUACAAAAAACAUGGUUUUUUUGUUACAGACGCAUCGUAUCGAUUAAGGCCAGAAGUUGUUGAGAGUAUUUUCUAUGCAUAUCGAGUCACCCGCGAUCCUAAAUACCAGGAUUGGGCAUGGGGAAUCUUUAAAUCUAUAAACAAAUUCUGUAAAACUUCUACAGGAUUUUCUGGUCUAAAUAAUGUUACUGGUCUAAUUCGUGACUGGGAUAACACACAAGAAAGUUUCUUUUUGGCAGAAACACUAAAAUAUCUUUAUCUAACAUUUAGCAACACUAAUUUAAUUUCUUUGGAUGAGUGGGUAUUUAAUACUGAAGCGCAUCCACUUAGGAUUGGUGUUGAAGAAUUAAGAAAAAAAGACUAUUUGAUCGAAGAUAAUAUUGUUAGAUCAGAACCAAAUGAAAUCGAAUUAAUUAAAGAAAAUAAUAACAAUAUAAAUGAUUUUUCAUCUGAUAGUUCAUCAAAUACAGAUAACAUCGAUAUAGAUUAUAUGAAUGAAAUUGACAAUUUAGAAAUAAACAAUAAUAUAAAUAAUUUGGAUAGUAUUGAUGAUAUAUACA